Serinus canaria (Common canary) is the source of this 1328-nucleotide messenger RNA. RefSeq names its product distal-less homeobox 4 (gene DLX4). The annotation marks the transcript as partial. The transcript is spliced from 2 exons. Gene Ontology annotation, molecular function: DNA-binding transcription factor activity, RNA polymerase II-specific; RNA polymerase II cis-regulatory region sequence-specific DNA binding. Lineage: Eukaryota; Metazoa; Chordata; Aves; Passeriformes; Fringillidae. The record is from RefSeq and is a predicted model, not a curated record. Gene Ontology annotation, biological process: cell differentiation; negative regulation of transcription by RNA polymerase II; embryo development.
CGGACUGUGGCUCCUCUCCCCCCCUCCGCAGAGGCCGAGAAGCCGCCGGCCGUGUCCAACGGGGAGCUGCGGCUCGGCGGGAAGGGCAAAAAGCUGCGGAAGCCCCGGACCAUCUACUCGAGCCUGCAGCUGCAGGCGCUGAACCAGCGCUUCCAGCAGACUCAGUACCUGGCGCUGCCCGAGCGCGCCGAGCUGGCGGCACAGCUGGGGCUCACCCAGACCCAGGUGAAGAUCUGGUUCCAGAACAAGCGCUCCAAGUACAAGAAGAUCAUGAAGCAGGGCCCGGGUGUCCCCGAGGGGGAGCAGACCCCGCACAGCGUCCCCACCCUGUCCCCCUGCUCCCCCGGCCUCCCCCCGCUCUGGGACCUCCCCGGGCCGGGCAAGGGUCCCCCGCUGCCCCCCGGGGGCUACAUCAACAGCUUCGGGGCCUGGUACCAGCCCCACCCGCAGGACGCCAUCCCCAGGGCCCCCAUGAUGUGACACUGCCACCGCUCCAGCGCCGCCACAUCCGGAGGGACACCGAGGGACACUGAGGGACACCGAGGGACACUGAGGGGGGGGCGCUCUGCCGCUGCCCCCCCCACCGGGGGACUGGGAGCCCAGCGAAGCCCUGGGGGAACCCAGCUGAUGGAGGAGGAGGAGGAAGAAGAGGAGGAAGAAGGUGACAAGGAUGGGCAGGAGCCCGGGGAUGUCCUGCUCUGUCACCCUCCGCUGUGACCCCGCGCCCUGUGCGCCAUCCCAGUGGGACAGGACUCGGCCAGGGGUCCCCCCAAUCAUGGACAGGGGGCAGGGGGACCCCAAGAAGGGGCUGGGCAGUCCCGGCCCCCCGGCCUGGCUUUAUUUAUAAAUUCUGUGGGUUAUUGGUUGUGCCGCCGUUUCUAAAUAGGCUGAACAUGGCUCGGUUCUGCUCCUCUGCACUUUGGGGUGUCCCCGCUCCCAUCCCGAGCCUCAGGCUCUCCCAGUGCCUGGGAAAGCAGCCCAGAGGGGUUGGGGGUGCAGGCUCAGGGGCCGGGGCUGUGUCCCCCCCCCAAAAUGGAUCCCAGUUACAGGAAUUGUGGGGCCGGGGCUUGUGGGGCACUCCCAGCCCCUCCUGCGGGGAUUUUGGGGCAGUUCGGAGCUGUCAGAGCUGUCUCCCCCAGCAGGGGUGGCAGUGGGAGGGCAGGGGGACACGGGCCAGGCUGGGGACCCCAGCUGACACCCCACAGACACCCAGCCCUGGGAGCGAGGAGGGCGUUUGGGAGCAGGGGGAGAAUUCCCUCUGCGGGUUUGGCUUUGUGCUUCCAGAGGCCAGAACCCGGCUGGAAAAUACAUCCUUGUCGUUUCCCUUC